Messenger RNA from Talaromyces rugulosus, 1032 nucleotides. RefSeq lists its product as uncharacterized. NCBI's taxonomy places the organism in Eukaryota, Fungi, Ascomycota, Eurotiomycetes, Eurotiales, Trichocomaceae. Bases 1 to 1032 code for a protein of 343 amino acids. The transcript has a single exon. The record is from RefSeq and is a predicted model, not a curated record.
AUGGCUCGACUGCCAGGUCGUCUUAUCGCCGUCUGCGCCUUGUUCGCUGCUUGGACCUCGGCUGUACCCCUCGUUAUCGUCGAGGGUAACAACAACUUGAACUUGCAGCAGCAGCAGGCUAUUUUGAACGAGGAUAGUGAUCCGUUGAAGGAUUAUGUCUCGGAUGUUGCCAACGACAAGGAGCUAUCAUCACCACCACCACCGUCAUCGGACUCUGUCAAAAUCCCCUCGUCUCUCUCGUCACUCUUGCGGUCUAGCUUGCACCAUAUCGUCGAUGAAUCACCAUCCAUCAACACCGUGAUCAAUCUCUUCCACGAAGAAGAAGAAGAUGAUGAUGAAGACCGAGAAGAAAACACGCUAAUCCGACGCCCCUCCUGGUUUACAUCCACGCUCAUGGCCCGCCGGCUGUUGGCAUUGUCCUCUAUCGGCGUCGCUUCAUCCGUCUACCAAACCCCGUCGCGUCGUGGACCGGCCGGUCUCGAGGGUGUUUCUGUCAGUCUGCCCGAGUACAUCGCCGACUGUGCCUCAUCAACACUAGAAGAAACGGAGAUAGGAAAUGGGAAUCCCGUGUUGCUAGGUCUAUACGUCUCGACAACGUUCCAGAAUGCCGCGUCCGGCUCAAAUGUCAGUUUGUCGAUUGACUGGUGGGACCAUAUCGACCGCACAGAGCCGUUGUAUCCUGGCUUUCCGUUGAGUGCGGCGGGUUUACCGCGUGUUUCUUUGCUUGGAUAUAUCGAGCGCAUUCCUUUUUCCUCCUCCUCUGUGCGCAAAGCCCUAGAAGAAUGCUUCACCGCCGCACACCCCGAUGCUCAGGUCUGGCUCCCGGGCAAUACCGACAGUCCGCACUCGGGCUUCUGGGCGCGCCUGGUGGUCACGCAGGCAUACUGGAUCGGCGGCUUCGGUGAUACGCAGCAGAUUGGCUGGAUCAAUAUGACCGAAUGGCGCGAGAUUGGGCGCGAGAGCAGUCCGCCGGGGAUUGGCGAUGGGCGCGGGUGGGAGGAUGUGAGAUUGCCGGGGGAGGGCCAUCAAUAA